GCUCACAAGGACCCAUUGCCGCUCGAUAAUGAUCCUAUCCUUGCUCGCUUACAUACCUCCAACAUCCAUCGCCACCUGCAGGCUCUGUACGACAUUGCUCGCCACCAUGAUAAUUCGCGGAGUGUUAAGCAUGGGUAUAAUGCCUCGGCAGCCUAUGUGAUGCAGGAACUGCGAGAUAGGGCUCGCUGCGAUUUGCAAGUGCAUCACUUCCAAGUGCCAGUAUGGGAUCAAUUGGGAAAACCUACCUUGACCGCUCAUUUUGCUGAUAAUGUCACCGUUGACUAUCAAGACUCCGUUGACUUUUGGAGUAAGUAGUGUAACUAGGAUAAGGGCUAGAGUCCAUUCCUGCCAUUAAUAGCCUUUUUUUCUAUUAGGUAUGCGAUACGGUGGCCAAUCAGCGUCUCUUCCCAAUCAUCCCAUCGUCCACAUAGCAGACCAUGGCUGUAACGCUGAGGCUUUCGAAGGCGUGGCCGGUCAUAUUGCUUUGAUGGAAGAACCUGUCUCCUCCAAGGCAUGUGACAUUUGGGACGCUGCUUGGAAUGCAGAGAAAGCCGGGGCUAGUGCUAUCAUUUUUUACAACUCCAUCCAUCGGACCUCCCUUUUGUUCAGUCGAGUGCGUAUUACCGAUUGGAAGCAAGGUGACCCUCUCAUGACCAUUCCAGUGAUAGCCGCUUCUCAUUCAGUGGGUCAAACUCUGAAAGGGUCUAUCUCACACGUGCGUUUAUCGCUUACCACCAAGACACAAAUCACCUUGGAAAAUACCCACAACACUAUCUGCGUCGGUCGACUCGGUAAUGACAGCCAACGCAUUGUCGUCGGAGCUCACUUGGAUUCUGUCCCUGCUGGUCCAGGGAUGGUGGACAAUGCCUCUGGAUCAAGUAGUUUGUUGGAAAUGGCCAUUGUCUUAUCGGAAGCCCAUCAACAAUUUUUACCCCAUAGCAAACUUGUCUUUGCUUUCUGGGGAGCUGAAGAAAUCGGCCUGCUUGGAUCUCGAGAGUGGGUUCGUUCCAUGCGCCGUGACCACCCUGACGAGUGGCAAAAGAUCGUAGCCAACAUUAAUUUAGAUAUGCUGGGCAGUCCUAAUUAUAUUAGUCUGGUCCAUGAUGGAGAGGAUGCGCCCUUAUCUGUCCGCACAGCGUCGAUCCAAAUUCAAAAAGCUUUUGAGACGUUUUUCAAAUUGGAACGUCUUCCAUAUAAGCUGGAAUCUAUGACGGCAGGCAGUGAUUUCCUUCCAUUUCUUCUCAACGACGUCCCCAGUGGCGGUGUUUUAACGGGAGCGGGAGAGCGCAAGACCGACCAGGAACGUCAUGAACAUGGAGGAUUAGCCAACGCUCCUUUGGAUCCAUGCUAUCAUCAAGCCUGCGAUACGUUGGAAAAUGUAUCCAGUGAAGCUAUUACCAUUACAUCACGGGCUGCGUUGUUUGUUAUCUCUCGACUGGCUCAUCACUCGGAUCUAAUAUCUUACUUGGCUGGACAGGCCGCUCUAUUAUGAAGGUUAUAAUUGAUAGAAUGUGGUCAUAUUUUUUUUUUUUCCCUUUUGGUUUCCGGGCAUCGUCUUUAAUCGAACAUAAUAUAAUCUAUUAUUUUUUUUCCUUCUUCUUUUUU
This is a messenger RNA of Umbelopsis ramanniana AG, 1605 nucleotides long. RefSeq lists its product as uncharacterized. Gene Ontology annotation, molecular function: metalloexopeptidase activity. The record is from RefSeq and is a predicted model, not a curated record. NCBI's taxonomy places the organism in Eukaryota, Fungi, Mucoromycota, Umbelopsidomycetes, Umbelopsidales, Umbelopsidaceae. The transcript has 4 exons. Gene Ontology annotation, biological process: proteolysis. The coding region runs from base 377 to 1492 and encodes 371 amino acids.